AUGAGCCGGAAUUCAAACGAUGACGCUGAGGAAAAAUCCGAGAAAACCAUCUCAUCGGAUCGCCCGUUCCUCCUUGAAAUCUUUCCUGAAAAACUUGAAGUUCCACCGGAAGGCUUGUUAGAAGUAACCAUCAAGAAUCCAACUGCACACGAGCAAAACCUCACCUGCCGCUUCGAUUCCUUCUACUUUUUGGUUGACUUCAAGAAUGCGAAUUGGUCCCAGGAACAGGAAGGUGACACCCCGUCGGCUGCACUUGCUUAUCACACGCUGAAACCUGGUGAGACGUACACGUUGACUAUUGGAUACGAUAAUGGAAAUUAUCCGAAGUGGCCGUUGCCAUGUCCCACUUGUAAUAAUGAGAGAAGGAUUGUUCAAAAAAAAGAUGAUACGAAGAAACAGCGGCUGGACCCAAAAGAUAACAUAUAUUAUAACUUGAAACGACCGGAAGGUGUGCUGAAAAUCACGUACGAUAAUAAAAAAACUUAUAAUGACUAUAUUUCAAAGAAGAUGGAUAUAUACUUGAGUGAGGAGACUGAAAAAUAUCGGAUGUUAAAGGAGGUGUACCUGAAGAUCCGCCUCGAUCAAAAACGACGCAAACGCUGGGGCGAGACCCUCCAGACUCGUGGAUGUAUAACUUAUCGAAGUUUCAAACUGGAUGAUGGUAAGAGCGAAUAUGACCUGAGGGAAUUUUUUGGCGGCUAUAACGAAGAAAGUCGUUUCAAAUCCGACUACAUUUCUCCUGAGGUUUUUUGGGAGAAAGUUCUUGCUAAUCGGUGUACUCCGAAGAACUUGGAGGAGUUUGACUCACUGUCGAAUGAGGAGAUAAUGAAGAUAACGAGGGAUAGACGAGCGCAAUACAUAUUGGGGCAGUUCAUCCUAAACGAGAAUGACUUGCAAAAAGAGGUUGAAGAGUGUUGGGGAGAUCAAUGUCUGUGUGAAAUGCCCAGACUGCUAACGAGAAAAGAAUUUGAAAAAUCUAUGGAACCUUAUGUGCCACCGGAGAAGAAAUCUGUUCAGAAGGUUGUUGAAGUGGAGAAACCGAAGACUAUUAAGGAGCCAAAAGAGAAAUCCAAAAAAUCGCUCAAAAAACUUCCGCAAUCCGAAAAAUCCGCACCAUCCAGCAAGUUUGAUAACGUUGAGUCGGUUCACAAGUCAUCGGAGAAAUUGAAACAGGAAGAAGCAAAAAUUGAAGAAGAGAAAAAGACGCCAACGACACCCCAGGUAGCGCCAAUUCCAAAGGAGAAGAAACCGGUGGUUCGAGAAAGGAAAAAUAAGAAGAAGAAGAAAGGGAAUCCGUGUUGCUCGGUGUCUUGA
Caenorhabditis remanei is the source of this 1314-nucleotide messenger RNA. RefSeq lists its product as uncharacterized. The coding region runs from base 1 to 1314 and encodes 437 amino acids. The record is from RefSeq and is a predicted model, not a curated record. The transcript has 5 exons. NCBI's taxonomy places the organism in Eukaryota, Metazoa, Nematoda, Chromadorea, Rhabditida, Rhabditidae.